Messenger RNA from Tetrahymena thermophila SB210, 1350 nucleotides. RefSeq names its product pyridoxal-phosphate-dependent enzyme family protein. Gene Ontology annotation, molecular function: threonine deaminase activity. The record is from RefSeq and is a predicted model, not a curated record. NCBI's taxonomy places the organism in Eukaryota, Ciliophora, Oligohymenophorea, Hymenostomatida, Tetrahymenidae. The transcript has 2 exons. Gene Ontology annotation, biological process: L-threonine catabolic process.
AUGAGCACUAAAAACGGAGAAAAGAUCUAAAUUUAAGAACAUCUAUAAUAGCAAUAAAAAUAGCAACUUAAAGAAGAAAUGAAGGAAAAUCCAAACCCUGAAAUACAAAAAUAAGAAACUAAAUAAAAUUCUUACUUAUAUCAAGCAGCUAGCAUUUUUAAAGCUUAUAAGAAUAUUCGCUAGAUAGUUCGUAGAACAAUUAUUUAAAGAUCCUCUAGAUUAUCAGAUUUAUAUCAAGCAAAUAUCUUCUUUAAAAGAGAAGAUGGAUAAAUCACUAGGACAUAUAAAGUGAGAGGAGCUGUUAAUAAAAUUUUAUCUCUAACACCUGAAGAAAAAUAGAAAGGAGUUUACUGCUGCUCCGCUGGUAACUAAGGUGUUGCAGUAGCUUUCGCUUGUAAUCAUUUGAAAGUAAAAGGCAUUAUUUUCGUACCUUAAACUACACCAAACGAUAAAAUCCAAAGAAUAAAGGAAUUUGGCAAGGAGUUUAUUGAAGUUAAAUUGGCUGGUUUAUCAUUGUAAGAUUGUGAUUAGAUUGCUACGAAAUAUGGAGAAGAUAACAAAUUAAUUUCAGUAAGACUUGAUGAAAAAGAUGUCAUUGAAGGCUGUAGUGGAGUAGGAAUAGAAAUUUUAGAAGAUUUUCCUUUAAAGGGAAAAAUAGAUUAUGUAAUAUUUCCUAUUUCAUCAGGUACUUUAGGAGCUGGUAUUUCAAGUUAUUUCCAUUAGCUUUCUCCCGAAACAAAUAUUAUUGGUAUCAAACCUAUAUUUUCUGAAAAUGAAAUGGUUUAUGAAGAUAUGUAAAAGACAAUGUAACUUGAUGCCAAAAAUACAUUUAAAGUUAUGGAUGAUUUGUCAAAUUACCAAGAAUUAGAAAUACCUGAAGGAGAAGCUUACGAUUAAGUUUUACAAUUAUAUAAUAACGAUGGAAUUAUCUUAGAACCUCAUGGUGCUCUUGCUCCUGCAAGCUUGAAGCUUUUAUAGGAAAAGUGUGGGUCACUUAAAGGUAAAAAUAUUGUUUGCAUUUUGACUGGUAAAAAUACAAGUAUAUCUCGUAUGAACGAUAUCAAAAUACUUGCAAAUGUGUACUAGAAAAAAAAUGUAUAUAUGCUUGUAGAUUUUUUCCGUAAGCCAGAUGCUAUCAAGGAGUUCAUGGUUUACUGUCUAUCUCCUGAAGAUGAAAUUCUUUAAAUCGAGUAUACCAAAAAGAAUAAUCGUGAGAAAGGACCAGCGUUAGUGGGAAUCGAGCUAGCAAGUCCUGGAAACUAUGAUAAGUUAUUAGCUAAAAUGCUAGAAAUGAAAAUAUCUCACAAAAUAAUUUAACCCAACGAUGAAAUAUUCUAAUUAAAAGUCUGA